Molecule: messenger RNA, 1865 nt
Organism: Esox lucius (northern pike)
Lineage: Eukaryota; Metazoa; Chordata; Actinopteri; Esociformes; Esocidae
Product: glycophorin-C-like
Exons: 5
Coding region: 187-543 (118 amino acids)
Cellular component (GO): membrane; cortical cytoskeleton
Source: RefSeq, a predicted model, not a curated record
CAGAGCAACAGAUGUAACCCACGCCCAUUCAAGAGAGUGGAACAAACACAGUGCAUGGCUCUCCAACCACUAUCGCCAAACCGUCAGCCAAAUAGUUGUAAAAAUACAUCGAGGAAAGAGUCUAAAGGAAACAUAUUGUUCACUAAAUCCUGGAAUUGACUUCAGAUACAAUAUUGGCCAGUAACAAUGGCGAUGGCACCUGAAUCAACUACUGGUUCCUACAUAGUUAGGACGAAUGGACUCCGGACACAAUUCAACAGUAUGGAAGAUACAGAUUCAUCUGCCUUUAUGAGUGGAACAACCUCAGCCACGUUUAUGGUGCAUGAUGACAACGAGGCAGGCGAAUCCUUUGUGGCCAUUCUCGGAGGGGUCAUUGCUGCAGCGAUCCUGGCCCUGCUGUGUCUGGUGUUGCUGGCACUGUGGUACACGUUCAAACAUAAGGGCACAUACAUCACCAACGAGUGCGGUGAUCUGGUCGACACGGAUGACAGCGCAUCUCAGCGAGGGGAGCUUCUUCUAGAGACUGUGGACGAGAAAGAUUAAGAGGAAGGCUUCUUUGGCUGAAAACAGGACUUGGUUUGAAACAAGGCAAUUUUUUCCUUAAUAUUCCAGAUAUUGGUUAACAAAGAAAGAAUUGUCCAUGAUACAUGCAGGCCUUUCGAACCUCCCAGUAGUGGGACUGAUUUCAGUGUUCCUCUUACUGGUAAUGGUCCACCAAAUUGGUAACAUUUCCUACUAUAUCACAUCAACACAAAUUUGUAGAACAAUCAUUUGAGGAUCCAUCUUGCUUCUAACAGAAGAUCUAUACAUCAAGCAAGGCCAUGCGAUGGGUUCUUUUGUUCCACUGUAUAUAAUCCAUUCUUGCUUUUAUCUUUCCAUAUAUCCUGUUUUUAAGUGAGCUAAUCCUGCCUUUUUGGUUAUACUAUAGCACUUUCAUGAGCCAUUAACAUUCAAUAAAUGUGAAUCACUUGCACUUAUAGUAGAAUAAUAAAAUCAAUGUCAGAUUGUAGAGGUUUCUAAAAAGCGUAAAUGCAGGCAAUAUUAACGCCAAAGAUGCUGAAGCUGAAAAAUUAACAAGCAUAACAUUUUCAUAUUUCUUUUAGAUAUAUAAACAGUGGCUCUUAAAAGUAAUCACCCGCAUUGAACUUUUCCAAAUAUUAUUGUGUCACAGCAUUAAUUCAAAAUGGAUUUAGUAAGCGGUUAUUGAAAACGGUCAACACAAAAAAUUGCGAUAAUGUCAAAGUAGUUUUUUAAAAAUAAAAUUCUAAAUUAAUUGCAAAAUAUAAAACAGGAAAUAAUUGAUUAUAAAUCCAUUCGCCCACUAUGCUAUGACACACCUGAAUGAUCUGUGAUGUCACCAUUUAUCUUUAGAAGUCACGUCAUUUGGUGAAUGAAGUACCCCAGUUUGCAAUCAAGGAGUUUAACAUGAGUUCAGGUUAAAAACAACUGUCUCUGGGAGGACCUACAGUUGGUUAAUACAAUUCCUAACAAACACAACAUCAUGAAGACAAAGGAACAUUGAAAGAUCAGGAAUAAUGUUCUUCAAAAUAUCUAAGAACAUUACCAGGGAACUGUAAAGGACAUUAAUAAGAAUUGGAGAGAAAAUGGCACAGCUGUGAAUCUGUCCAGAACAGACCGUCCUUUAAAAAUCUGAGCAUUUGGAAGAGUCACUAGUCAGGGAAUCCACCAAUAGGCCUAUAGCAACUCCAAAGGACUCAGUCUUCCACGGCAGAGAUCCCGGGAGACCCUGUCCGUGGUGUUGGCAGCAUCGUGCUAUGUGGAUGUUCUUUUAUCUUCCAGCAGGACAAUGACCCCCAACAAACAGCCAAAGCCACACUGGAGUGGCUCAAAACAAAAAGGUCAAA